UUUAUUGUUAUUGUUAUUUAUAUCACAAAACUCACAAAACCAAUCGUUUUUGUUGCAUUGGCUUCAGUUUAGGACAGAGGCAGGUUUAAUUCUAAUUUAAUCAAUACAAUUUCAAUAAAGCAGGUGUAGAUUCGGAAACCGCGGCAUUUAGCGAUGUCCGAUUUCAGCUCGGACCCGGAGAGCGGACCUAGCUUCCUGACUGAAUCGGAAAGCGAACAUGAGUCCGUCUGGGGCGAGGAGACGGAACAAAAGGAAAUUGAUUACACUGCAGCGGCGAAGGAUAUAAUCUGCGAAGAUGUUAAUAUUACGAUCGAGAAUGCACUAAAACUGAACAGUGGAUAUCAUAACAUGCUCAAGGUUUUAAAGAACAAGCUUGAAAUACUGCUAGCCCACUGUCAGGAACGGCAGGUUGAGAUCGCGAAACAGAUUGACGAAUAUCGGAACAACAAGAAGCCACUGACGGGUAAGGCUCGAACGUCCGGCUACAUUUGUGGACAGCCAUAUUUCAAGGAUGAAGAUUUAUACCCGGGGCCACACAACGACGAUUAUCUGUACCGGAAGAACGUGAAAAAAGAAUUCUUCCCGUUGGAUUUGUUCGAAGUGACCGAUACCAACUGGACUGUUAAGGAUAAGGUUAAUAUCCUGAAAGGGGUUAAGACUCAAAUAGUUGAAUUUAUCGAGAUGGAGAAUCGGUUAAAAAUUAAAAAAGCUGGGAAUGGUUUGGUCGCGGAAACUUUGCGGCGCGAGAUAGUGUCUUUGAAGGGAAUGGACAUUAACGAUUUGUGGGAAAAAGUAAAAAACUUCCACAACGAAUAUCCUGGCCAGAAGUUUGAUAUUGAUUGGUUGCGAAUUUCGAAUGCCAACAUCAGCGGGCGUCAUUCGGUAGAGGCUUGCAUCGGCAUUUGGAAUAACUACAUGCUACCCGGGUUGGUGCGGGAUGCUUGGAAAACAGAGGAAGAAACUUUGUUGCUAGAAGCUGUUGAAGUGAACCGCCGGCAGGACUGGCACGCGAUUGCAAAAUGUGUUCCGGGUCGGUCUCCAUAUCAAUGCUUUGUUCAUUAUCAGACAACUUUUUCUGAUCUUGCGCAGAUUAAGCACGAGCGCUGGACCGAUGAGGAGGACGCACUUCUGGUGAGAUUGGUGGACGAAAAUCGAAUUGGAUCGAACAUCGUUUGGAACAAAGUUGUCGAGAAAAUGCCAUUGCGAAACAAAAUUCAGUGCUACAAUAGGUACAUGUUUACACUGAUGAGGCCUACGAAAAACGCUAAAUUCACACCGGAAGAGGAUUGCAUUAUCACUGCUUAUGUGCAAGAGUAUGGUGAUGACUUUCGGUUUGUUCCGCAAAGUUUGUUGCCUGGUAGGUCCAAUCGCCAGAUAUGGGCACGGUAUAACCAAACGUUGAAGUAUGUCAAUAAACAUGCUGGAUGGACAUUCGAGGAAGAUAUGCGUCUUAUGAACUUUAUCAAGGAGAAUAUUACCGACGAAGGGCCACGCAAAAUCUCUUGGGCGGCUUGUUCCAAGGUGUUGGGAAAUCACUCGCGACUUAGCUGCCGAACAAGAUACUACACCAUCGAAAAGUUCCUAGAUAAAAACCCCAACGCCACGUUGGACGAUGUCCCCCGCAAAGAUAAGAAACUCUCAUCCAAAGUUACCAACGAUAAUUGGAUGAAAACUAUAAUAGAUAUCAAGAAUGAACCUAAACCCGAGGAGGUGACCGAACAGGAGCAACCCUCCACCUCUUCCAGUAUUCCAAAGAAACACAAAAAGGUUCCUAAGGAGCCAAAAAUCUCCGCAUCGAGAAAAAUUCGUCCUUUUUCGGAUACUCUAAGAUGCACCUUCAAGAAACAGUUCUACGAAAAGAUGAAGUACUCGUUCCACUAUCGGUUCAACGAUGAAAAUAUCGCUAUGGAGAACUACAGAGUAAUUUCUAACAACAAGGUAAUAUUUAUGCUUCUCAAUUGUAUUGUUUCGCCGGAACGAUUGAGUGAAUCUGUUGAGUGGCUUACACCCGCAGAGAGAAAUCAUCUACAAGGCAUUAUUGGAAUGCAACUUAAUCCUGCUUUGGUAAACUUCUUACGAAGCGCUAUGUACUGUUUCUUGUUUCCUCCAAACUAUAACACCAUUCUCGGUUUACGAGGAGUCGUGCUGAAUGCCACCUAUCCCAAAGAACCCGAUAGUAGUCAGUGUGUCAAGCUGGAAGAGUUCGAUGAGGCAGGGUAUAGAAGUGCUCUUGAUACUUUUCGAGAUCGAUUUCGCAUGUUAUUCACGUGGACAAUGUUGCUGGUUCGACAAAAUCCUCGAGAGGCAGACUUCCAAACUAGUAACGACUACGCGGGCUUGUCUGUGGAAAAUUAUCAAUCGGAUGUCUUGCCCAGUAAACUUAUCGAAGAACAAAUAUCUUUGGAACAGCUUUCCAAACUGCACAAUAGCCCAAGAUUACCGUAUAGACGAAACCGCAAACCUUCCGUUAAAGAACCCGUCCACGAGCCAACAGUCUGCCUUGAUCAGCUUAAUCUAACAGGUCGGCCAUUUCAAAUGCAGUCUAUCCCAGAAGUAGUUUACAACGCUACCAUCAAAUCGAUGGAUGAAGAACCUCCAGAAGCGCCACCGGAUGUCAUCUCUGGAGACAAAUGUUUAUCCGAAACUGCUGAAGUCAGUUUCACACCUCAGCCAUUACCCGAGUAUCACCUCCAAUACAGUAUAGAAUUGGGUCAAACAGUUUACGUUGAGCCGGUCAUUCACAGUUCAGUACAAGACGUAGCUCCUUCAUCCAUUUUUAAAAUCAGUCAACCGGAGCCUGCGACAAAUCACAUGAACCUUGUUAACCAAAUCACCGUUAUUGAUCCUGAAAGCCUGCCGGCCGCUCAAACACCGAGUGAACCGUCUGAACAACUGCCCUCGCCACGACCAUCACCGUCACAGCUUGCAUCCCCAUUGAAUGCUGAACCAUGUCAAAUGCUACCGCUUGAUGAAGAAAAAGCUGCCGAACUUGCACGGCCGGUCGACGAAUCCGUAAUUCGACUUGAAAGGUAUUACAAUGAGGAAGCGGAUGAUAAUAAAAGUGAUAUUGAGCCUGACGAUCAGCAACGUCCGUCGCCGGUGCAAAGCUCGGGCGACGAGUUGGAAUCGGAGAUGAUUAUUGAAGCUAUCGGUGAUUACACGGUCACAACAACCUGUGGUGAGUUGAACUCAUCCACCGCAGAUUUAACCACUGAUGCACGAACCGAAGAAAUCGAAUCUCAAAACUGUUCGCUGCCUAGUUCAGCAGAAAUCACCGGUGUAACUAAUGUGAGUGGUUUCGUCAUCGAAGAAUUGAACGAACCGAAAAGUGUUGAGCCAGCUGAAUCUUUGCAAUAUUUAGACGAACCAUUAGAUCUGCACGUUAGCAGCAAACCAAAGGUUGAAUCCACGUCGGAAACAUCCAACGAGUCACCUUGGUUCAGCUUAGAGCCGAAAUUGUGUAAUUCUGAAGCAUCGGUAGGGGACGCUGAAAGUUCACUAAAAUUAGAUUCGGAUAGCUACCCGGAGCUAGUAAAAGUUCCUAAAAAGACCUACAGCCGAGUAGGUCGCAAUACGCUGAACCAUAAGGUUAAGCAAGAGGCUAACCAAAGCAAGCCUGAACGCUGGUGGCGAUGGACGCACGUGGAUGAGGCUAGUCAUGAAGAUGUAGAGCUGCAUCGUGAGUUGUGGAAAAACAGUGACCCGAUCCGAGGACGCUUUAGACCGCCGGAAGGCGAUGAGAAGAAAGACGAGGUAAUUGUAAUAGACGAUGAUGAAGUCGAAAUCAAAGAAGAACCUCCUGAUGUGGAAGAUACUGAGGAGAUUGUGAAAAUGCCGGAAGACACAGCAGACAACACUGUGGAUGAAUCAUGCAUUCAACAAAUUAUUGAAACAGCUAGUAAUAUACUGCGCAUCACCGAAACGUAUAAAUUAAUAACUAAACAGAAUCCAAGAGUGGAAUCUUCCGGAUUUUCGGAGUCAAACCCUGAACCAACGCCUCCUACGCCUGUUCAUAUGACGAAAUCUGGCUCUUUGAUCGUUCAGACGCCUUCUAGAAUCUUUGAUGAGCAGACAAACUGUUAUUAUUAUGUGGAUGAAAUUCAGGAGGAUUCAGCGAACGAUGCCAAAGUACCUGUAGUGGAAAUUCCACAAUCGUACCCUGAACAAUCAGAGCGAUCAACUCUAGAAGACAUUGUACGAAAUUCUCUAAACCUCCGUUAUCCGGUUGUGCCCGAGUUUGAAGCUCCUCGGCGUGUUUUGUCUCCUCCACGGGAACCCUCUUAUGAAAUAGCAUUGCAGAGCCCGCAAUCUCAGCCGUCUCCGAGCACGUACAGCAGAACAAAAGUUAAAAACCUUCCUCCAUCCAAAUCUCAGCAAACUGAGUCACGCUUCCUAGAACGACCGCCGCCCGAUGUUCCCCGAAUACGACAACCCAAGCGUCCGCCCCGGGAUUACACGAAACCCUCGCCAGUUGAUCAAAAACGUGCGCUUACCCUACUAGAUGAGUUAUACCGAAAGCCUCGUUUGCUUCCGAUAUUUCCAAAUAGACAUCCGAGUCCAUCAAUGUCGGUCAGUCCACCGUGUGAACCAGAAACGACAACAGCAACAGUGCCAAAGAUAACACAAACAUUCACCACCGUACAGUCGUCACAAGAACCGCAAUCUUCCUGCGAAUCACCUGAAGAUUUAUCAUCUAAACGCAGCAAAACGAACAAGCGGCCUACCUCGCCAUCGCCAAUCCAGCCGGAUCCGAGCGUUGACGAUUUUUUGCAACGUAUAGACGGAUCUCUCGACGCCGUCGAUAUUAUUGAUGCUUUAAAUAGGAUGAGCAAACGAAUCAAAAUAGAGGAGGAAUGUGACGAUGACGAUUAUUUCUCGGGCGAGGAACUACACCAAUCACCGGGAGAGGAGCCGUUGAACAGAGGAGAUUCUCGUUGCGUUGAUCGUACAUCAGAAACCACUGUAUUACGGCCGCCAACGAAGCAAGCGAUGCCGCCUUCACAAACUCCUGCCACCGUCACUCAGCAGAUGGUUAGGACCAUCAUCGAAAGUACUACCGGUCGGCCGGCCUUGGAUGUGCAUUUCAAGGUCGCCGGCAUCACCAUCAAGAAAGUGCAACAUAAAUGAUAGUCAUUGUUGUGAAAAUGGGAAUAAAAAAAGAACUAAAGCCGAUUUGUUUCCACAUUGUC
Molecule: messenger RNA, 5189 nt
Organism: Topomyia yanbarensis
Lineage: Eukaryota; Metazoa; Arthropoda; Insecta; Diptera; Culicidae
Gene: Pbp95
Exons: 4
Coding region: 154-5127 (1657 amino acids)
Source: RefSeq, a predicted model, not a curated record